AUGGGAAGAAUAAAUUUCGCCCGAUUAGCAUUUUCCAUAAUAUUAUUAAAUAUUGCAUAUAUUCUCGUCGUUGAAAGUGUUCAAGCAAAAGGAAAUCCAUAUGCAGUUAUAAAUGUUAAAACGGCUCGGUCGUUCAAGAAACAUCCUCUUCAUUCGACGAAAAAUAUCACUCUUUGGUGUCAGGCGGAAGAUCAUGGUAGUCCAUUGACCAUAAGCUCAGCAGCCUUUUUGAGAAAGCGAGACGGUGUGCUUUUAGAAGCAACUAUAAGUGAAGACGGUAAAAAAGCUUUCCAUAAUUUUGGCUUAGCAACUGUUGAAGAUGCUGGUAAUUAUACAUGUAAAAUUAAUACGACAAAUAAGUUAUCUGUCACCGGUAAUCAUCAAGUUUUUGUUCGACCUAUCGUUGUGAUUGACGAAACAAAUCAUUAUGAAUUGAUUGAUGACGAUCCAUUUCGACUAAAUGGGCCAGAAAUUGUUGCAGUGCAAGGAAGCAGUAUAAAUAUUUCUUGUCCAGUUGUUGCAUUUCCAGCUGCAGUGUAUAGUUGGAAGAAGGAUGACAGAGAGCUAAUUUUUUGGGACGAUCGUAUAAAAAUGGUCGCGGAUGAUACAAUUACAAUUAAUAAAAUUAUAUACGAAGAUUUUGGUAAAUAUGAAUGCACCGCAAAAAAUAGAUUUAUAAAUAAUGGUGGCCUAGAAGAACAUCGAUUAAUUAUUAUGAAACGUCUAAGAGUAAAAAGUAUUCAUUGCGGAUAUCUUUUGAAUAAAAUAUAA
Molecule: messenger RNA, 771 nt
Organism: Dracunculus medinensis (Guinea worm)
Lineage: Eukaryota; Metazoa; Nematoda; Chromadorea; Rhabditida; Dracunculidae
Source: the annotation of a GenBank genome assembly